Messenger RNA from Anthonomus grandis grandis, 1249 nucleotides. RefSeq names its product mitochondrial coenzyme A diphosphatase NUDT8. The transcript has a single exon. Bases 298 to 1023 code for a protein of 241 amino acids. Gene Ontology annotation, molecular function: coenzyme A diphosphatase activity. The record is from RefSeq and is a predicted model, not a curated record. NCBI's taxonomy places the organism in Eukaryota, Metazoa, Arthropoda, Insecta, Coleoptera, Curculionidae.
UGUCAAAAUUGACCGCCAUCACUGACACUUCAAAAAAAACUUUUUUUUAAAUUCCUUUAGUUAACAAAAAAAACUCAUUAAUUAUUACAAACAGUUUAUUGUUCACAAACCCUAAAACCGCCCCAAUCGAAGCUCCCUAAACAAAAAACAACCUCAACCCUGGGCAACACACACACGUCACGCGCGACCUUCACACCCUGAUGACAUUAAACAGCUGAUCGCCAAAACUUGACAGUUGACCCAAAAAUCAAAAAGAAAUUCCAGUGAUGUGUUCUCGAAACUAAACAACAAACAAAGAUGAUUUUCAAGUCGCGUAGGGCUCUGCUGAAAUCGUUGGGGCUGCGCUACUCGAGUUUAUACGCCCCGGAAGCGGUCCUGAGCGAGGAAAACGUGAAAAAAACACUGGCCAAGUUCGCGAGCCUGAAGCCGAUAAGGAUGAUCGCGCACGAACCAACAAAACGGGCCGGAGUAUUAAUACCCAUUUGCCUCGUUGACGGUAAGGUGGAGCUACUGUACACCCUGAGGGCGGCAAAUUUAAAAUCCCACCGGGGUCAAGUGAGUUUUCCCGGGGGCAUGCAGGACGUGACCGAUAAGAACCUGGAGGAGACCGCCCUGAGGGAAACCGAAGAAGAGCUCGGACUAAAGGACGAUGAAAUCGAAGUGUGGGGCAGCGGGAACCCAAUAGUGACCAAAAGGGAAACCAGUGUGACCCCGGUGAUAGCCAGGAUAAAGGGGGAAUAUCACCCGACUAGAUUGCAAGUGAAUUCGUCCGAGGUGGAGGAUGUGUUCACGGUUUCUUUGGAGGAUCUUUGUAGGCCCCAGAAUAUUGGAUACACACAGUUCCGUGGGGGUUUUAGUUCCAUGCCAGUGUUCACCGGGGGGAAGUUAAGGGUGUGGGGGCUCACAGCACUUUUAACUUAUCGGUUUUUAAGCAGUUUGUUGCCACAUCAGGCGUAUGCUCAUAGUAUAAAGUAUUUGAUUCCCAUUAAACCCCAUACGAGGUAUAGUACUGCAAGAAGGUAGUGUUGGUAUAGUGAGUUUCAUUUUGUAUUAUGUACUGUGAGACUUUUAUUUAAAAAGACAAACUGAAAGUGUAAAUUCCUGUGUUACUACUUUUACUUGCUACUAUAGAUUUAAUGAAAAUUUGAAGUGUAUUUUUUAAUUUAUGUAAUAUUUAAUGUGUAAUGAGGACAGCUGUUGUUAAAAAUUGUUAUGCAGUAAUAAAAUUUAUUAUUUAUAUAUUAAUAAA